This is a messenger RNA of Melanotaenia boesemani (Boeseman's rainbowfish), 2518 nucleotides long. It is a transcript of the gene cd40lg, whose product is annotated as CD40 ligand. The transcript is spliced from 4 exons. The record is from RefSeq and is a predicted model, not a curated record. Gene Ontology annotation, biological process: immune response. Bases 70 to 798 code for a protein of 242 amino acids. Lineage: Eukaryota; Metazoa; Chordata; Actinopteri; Atheriniformes; Melanotaeniidae. Gene Ontology annotation, molecular function: tumor necrosis factor receptor binding. Gene Ontology annotation, cellular component: membrane.
CAUUUGCUCAAAAGCGCAUGGGAUGUUACAGACGUCAGGCCUCUCUAGGUUUCACUGCUCUUCUCCACCAUGAUCAGGACUGACCAGACCAGCUUGGCUCCACCGCCGCUGCCUCCACGACUGGGCAGGUCCCAGCCGAUCCUAAUCCCAGCUCAGCUUCCACCACUGGGCCACAACAACAAGCCUCUAAUCCACUUUUUGGCUGGUGUAGUGAUACUGCACUUAAUGCUGUCUAUUGGAGGAUUCAUCUAUUUGCUCUACAAAGACAAAACACUUUUACCUGAAAAUAGUCCCUUAGCUCAAGAAAGAGUUGGAUAUCCCCCAACAAAACAACAGGAAGCAUCCUCCUUGGCUCUGGCACGCAUGGUGAUUGAGCAGCCAUCUUACACAGGGAAAGAAGAUAAAUCAUCUGGUUUUCUCCGAUGGGAAAAGACCCAGUCAGUUCAUAAAAACAUCAAUUCCUAUGAAAACAGCUGGCUGACUAUUCUAGAGCCGGGUGAUUACUAUGUGUACUCCAGGGUGACCUUCUCCAAAGGUAGCGCUAAGAUACCACUGGCCAGCAGGGUCAAGCUGAGAAAGUCGGAGACGGAAAAGGAUGAGACUGUGAUGAAGGCCUACUGCAGCCUGAACAGCAGCAACAUCUCAAGGAAAUCAGCAUCAGAUCCUGACAUGUGCACAGCCACACAGAUGGAGCUGCUCACACUGGAAAAAGGAAACCAACUCAGUGUUUGGGUACAAGACCUCUCGCUUGUGGACUAUGAAGCGGGUGCAACAACAUUUGGGAUGUAUAAACUGUAGGACUCCUGUGAGAACAAGCAUGGACUGGAGAGUGGCUCUAGAGUGGGAACUCCUGAAAUGCAUGGAUCUGGAUUUAUAUCUAAUUAAGAAAAAACUCUUAAUUAGACUGGAACAAAAAAAUUUGUGGAUUUAAAAGACAAAAACCACACUCCAAAACUAUAAUUUAUUAAAUCACAUAAAUAAUCUAUGUAUAUAUUUUAUUUCUGUUCUGUGAAUGUUCUCUAUUUAUUGAUGCAAACUGGCUUGUAAGACUGAAAUGAAUAUCCUAUAUUUAAUCUAUUUAAACCCUCCUAAGUGUUUCUUGUAUCAAGUUACACACAGGGUAAAUUUAAACAGAAAUCAAUAAAUUUCAAAUUUUUUUAUUUAUUUUUUUUAGCAUUUCUUUAAGAAGAAAAAUCUAUGCAAAGGUCUUAAAAAAUCUGCUUUAUAAUUAAGAUGUACCCAGAUUCAUAAUCAGUAUUAAUAAAAGCCAAGUUUUGACAUUUGAAAAGUAAUCCUCCAAGGGACACUCUGUAAAUUAAAGCUUUAUUAAUUGCUAUAAUGAAAAAAAAACUGCUGCCUCUUGCAUUUAGCUCAGCCUUUACCACUAUGGUUUUCAAAUUUCUAGAACACAAAACCACAAAAAAAUGAUUCGUCUCAAGAUGUCAAAUGAGACCAUUCAAAAUAUAGCCUACCAAUCAAGAAGAGAAACUACUUUUUUUUUCUUCCUAAAAGAGUAGUUUUUAGAGUAACCUUUGGCUUAAAUGCUUUACUUCAAUAAUAUACAAAUACUAUCACCCUACAACCCACCAGAAGUGAAAUGUAGUACAGUGCAAGUUUAAACAAACAGCUCAAACCAGCACUUCACACGGAGGAGUAUAACAGCAUGGAAAGUGUGAAGCUCUUUGGAGGUGUGUAGAUGCAGAGGCAGUGCUCUUUUACAGGAUGUUAUCUAUUCUAGUCAUUCCUUCCAUCCUGUAAAGGGUUUUUUGAUACCAAACCUGACAACCUACAAAUUACUGCAAUGCACAUGAGUUGAAUGAGGCAUGGAAAAGCCCGUGUUUGUGGAUUUCCAGUGUAGAAUGAGGGAAUACAGUUUUCCAUUUCUCACAUGGUAAACCGAUGUCAAAAACUUAACCCCAUUUGUUGUAUUAAACUUUUAAUAAAAGAACAAUCAUACCAAACAAAGUACAGGGUGUCUAGAAAAAAAGGACAACAAAAAAUGAAUAGUUGCAACAAUGAUUGCAUAGAACAACCUUUUUAAAAACAAAUAAAACACAGUGGUCUGGAGAUAAAAUCUUAAAAGAACUGGAGUUCAUCUCUUCCCACCAGUAAGUGCUCAGAGGCUAUGGGGAAUUUCAGAUAACAGUGUGUGGUGCUUGAUGACUUGAAAACAUUUUUUCACAGAAAAACAGAGGAGAUGUUAAUCUCAGCAACAAACACGAGGUGAGACUGAGACACACAACUGAACAGGAAUUGGCAGGAACGCUAAAGAAUCUGCCUGCUGAACAGGUGCCCUGAAAGAAUUUACAAUUAAAGAUCAGCUCUAACAGCACAGCAAGCAUUAAACAGAAGUGCCUUUGAGAAUAACAGAGCAUAUGCAGACGAACCAGUUACACAAUGAAUGCUCUGAAGUUCCUGUACAGAAGUGCAUGCACAAGACAGCACCACCCAUGCAGGGACUGUUGCUAUUAUUUGAAUAAUUUGUUAAUUAAAAAAAUAGUAAAAAAAGGUUACAAAA